This is a messenger RNA of Lodderomyces theae, 1809 nucleotides long. Its product is annotated as DNA-directed RNA polymerase III subunit. Gene Ontology annotation, cellular component: RNA polymerase III complex. The transcript has a single exon. Gene Ontology annotation, molecular function: single-stranded DNA binding. Lineage: Eukaryota; Fungi; Ascomycota; Pichiomycetes; Serinales; Debaryomycetaceae. The coding region runs from base 1 to 1809 and encodes 602 amino acids. Gene Ontology annotation, biological process: DNA-templated transcription. The record is from RefSeq and is a predicted model, not a curated record.
AUGGAGGAAGAUGGUUUUGAAACAGUCCGGUCACUAUCUCCCAAAUCUUACCUAUAUACGUCAAUUGCACUGACCCAUUUAGGUGAAGUUGCAUCAAAGAUCAUCUCAACGCUAAUUUCCCAUGGCCGUCAAACUGUCAAGGAAUUGAGUCAACGCACUCAACUUACUUUGAAAUCAGUUAAAUCGGCAUUGGUGUCUUUGAUUCAACUCAGCUGCGUGUUCUUUUGGCAAGAGGAGAAGGAUAAAUCAACAUAUUACUCGUUGAAUGAAUUGGGGUUGAAAAUAUUGAUCAACAGUGGGGAUAUAUUGAACCACAUCACCCAAGAGUACGGCGAAGAGGAGGCUGAAGCUGUACAGAAUGUAAUGGAGUUGGGUCAUAUCAAAUUGGAAGAGUAUCUCAAACAAUAUGAUCUAGAUAAGUCACAACGCUCAAUUAAAGAAAAGAUUAUCCUCAAAUUAUUCAAUGAUGGAUGGUUAAGAGUACUUCGCAUUUACGACUAUCACGACAUGAAUGAUGUGUGGAACCAAAUUUUUAAUGAUACAAUGAAGAAGACCCCAAGAUCGGCUACAACUUCAGAAAUUAAACGUGUUGCUGAAAUAACUGCAAACUCCAAAGAAAAACUAUUACAAUUAACAGCACCUCAACUGGCUGAUGAAUUGUACAUCCACGAGCACGGGUUAAAGAAAUUGAAUCCGGAAUUGGUACUAUCUUUCAAUUUGACAAGAUUUGAAAAACACUCGCGCACAAGAGCAUUCACAAAUUUAGCCAAAUCAAGAAUCGGCAUACUCACAUCAAAGAUUUUCGAAGCUGGAUUAAAGUCAAUUGAAAACAAUACCCCCGAUUUGACGCACCCGUUCCUUGAAAUUGAUGGGUUAUUGAGCGGUCCAGGCGAUGUUGAUGAUUUUAGAAAUAACCAAGAAAGUGGAUUAGUAGCGGAAAGAAAAAUCAUCUUUACCGCAAAGGAUAUAUUGCGAUAUCUACCCAAAGUUUUGGACCUACGCGAUUCUGUUAUUUCUGAUACUCUGGGGAUCAGCGUGAAACGAGAACACCAUGAAGAGGAGGACAAAGACAGUGGUGAACCCACAAAGCGAAUGAAACUAGAGAAUGGUCACAGCUUAACCACCUCUUCAACAUUCAACUCCGCCUCCCACGUUGGUAACGUUGACGUUGACAUCGACGACGACUCGAAAUUAGCAGCUAUUCAACAGCAUUUGCAACUUUUAGCAUCAGGAACCAACACCAAGUUUGUUGUCGAAGUAUCACCAGGUCGUUACACUGUAUCAUUCCACCACCUUUCUCAAGUAGUCAAACAGUUCAACUACGAAGCCCUAAUCAAGGCCACCAUGAAAGACGAAGCUUUUCGAGUACUUCGAUGCAUCAAGCAAUUGAGAUUAGCUGACGAGAAGGCAAUCGCACAGGGAGUCUUGCUUAAGGAGAAAACAGUACGAAACCAAGUUUACCAACUAGUCAAGGCCAAUGUUGUUGAAAUUCAAGAAGUACCCCGUAGCGCUGACCGCGCUGCAUCAAAGACGUUUUACUUGUUUAGAUACAAACAACAACCGAGUUACGACCAAUUGGUCAACAGUUUGAUCUUUGAUAUGGGAGAGGUGGUCAACAUAAUCAAUACAUUUGAGCAAGAAAAUGCAAUUCUUUUGGAGAAAUGCCAGCGUGUUGACGUUCAAGGACACGAAGAGGAAUACUUGAUUGAGUCGGAGUUGAAAACAUUGCAUAGCUUGCAAAACAGGAAAAUCAAAAACAUGGUGAGAUUCAAUAGAAUCAAGUCCUUGUGGGAUAUCUACAACUUGUGA